AUGCACUUUUCGGAAGUUGAGAAACUCCAAGGCAACCAGUCUAGACAGAUGUACAUCAAUAGGGAUGGAAAACUCCUUGAAAAAAGUCUUGUUCUUCGUAAUUACUUGGGCGUUGUAACUAGUUACAACAGUAAAGCUCUCAGAAAUAGAGGACAAUAUAAUUUCUCAAUCUUUAAGUUUGAGAACUCUACCCUUCCACCAAUCCUCAAUGCUAUCGAGUUUUACAUGGUAAAAGAAUUCUUAGAAUCAAAACAAACCGAGCAGAUGGUAAUUGACGCAAUCAAAGACAUCAAGUCAACUUACAAGAUUAAAAAGAACUGGCAAGGAGAUCCAUGUGUCCCGCAUGCUUACUUGUGGGAAGGUCUAAACUGUAGCUAUCAUGAAAAUGAGUCCCCAAGAAUCAUAUCCUUGGACUUAUCCUCGAGCGGACUGACAGGGAAGAUAGCUCCUUCUAUAUCCAAUCUCGAAAUGAUAGAUACAUUUUUAUGCGAAAAUCCAAAUCUAUCUGGAGCUGUUUCUUGCAAAAGGAAGAAGAACAGUUUUGUUAUUCCAUUAGUAGGGUCAAUCGUUGGAAUUUCAGUCCUCUUAUUAUGUGUAGCAGCUGCUUGGUGGGGUUUCAAAAGGAAAAGACAUGGAGUUGUUGCAGAAGCAAAAGACACCAUUGGGACAUCAGUGGAGUCAACAAAACGACAGUUUACAUACUCUGAGAUCAUUAAGAUCACCAACAACUUCAAGCGGAUUCUUGGAAAAGGUGGAUUUGGAAAUGUUUAUCAUGGCUACAUCGACGAUACUCAACUAGCUAUCAAGAUGCUUUCGCCAUCCUCAGUUCAAGGAUUUCAACAAUUUCUUGUUGAUCUUCUUGUGAGAGUUCAUCACAAAAAUUUGACAAGCCUGGUUGGAUAUUGCAAUGAUAAGACUGGGGUCGGGCUUGUCUACGAGUACAUGUCUAGUGGAAACUUGCAUGCACAUCUUUUUUCAGGUAGCAGCUCAAAUAUCUUGACUUGGAAAGACAGACUUCAGAUAGCAAUAGACGCUGCACAAGAACUUUCCCCUCUAAUGAUGACACUUGCUGGCACUCCCGGCUACCUCGACCCUGUAAAACUAAAAAAUGUGAUGUUUGAUUUGCAAAUGGUUGUAACUUGUACUGGAAGGUACAACCUAUCAAACAGGUUGAACGAGAAAAGUGAUGUUUAUAGCUUCGGGGUUGUGCUGUUGGAGAUUAUCUCCUGUCGACCUGUUUACUCAUCAAGGGAACAUGAGAGAAUUCACAUCAGUCGGUGGGUGAGGUCCAUGCUUGCAGAAGGAGACAUUUACGGCAUCGUUGAUCCGAGGUUGGAGAGACACUUCAACACGAACACUGUAUGGAAGGCCGUGGAGAUAGCAAUGGCAUGUGUAUCUCCAAAUGCUAUAAAAAGGCCAACCAUGAGUCUGGUGGUGGUGGAACUAAAGGAGAGUUUGGCAACAGAGAUUGCUGGAACAAGGCGGAGCCAAGAAACUGAGUUAACAAAUUCCAUUGAGAUAAGGUCUGAUAGUUCGAUCACUAUACUAAAUCCCUCGGUUAGGUAG
Prunus armeniaca (apricot) is the source of this 1566-nucleotide messenger RNA. Lineage: Eukaryota; Viridiplantae; Streptophyta; Magnoliopsida; Rosales; Rosaceae. The record is from the annotation of a GenBank genome assembly.